Panthera uncia (snow leopard) is the source of this 1793-nucleotide messenger RNA. It is a transcript of the gene ADRB3, whose product is annotated as adrenoceptor beta 3. The coding region runs from base 1 to 1197 and encodes 398 amino acids. Gene Ontology annotation, molecular function: epinephrine binding; beta3-adrenergic receptor activity; norepinephrine binding. The record is from RefSeq and is a predicted model, not a curated record. Lineage: Eukaryota; Metazoa; Chordata; Mammalia; Carnivora; Felidae. Gene Ontology annotation, cellular component: membrane. The transcript has 3 exons. Gene Ontology annotation, biological process: norepinephrine-epinephrine-mediated vasodilation involved in regulation of systemic arterial blood pressure; adenylate cyclase-activating adrenergic receptor signaling pathway.
AUGGCUCCGUGGCCUCACGGGAACGGCUCUCUGGCUUCGUGGCCGGAUGCCCCCACCCUGACGCCCAAUACUGCCAACACGAGUGGGCUGCCGGGGGUGCCGUGGGCGGUGGCAUUGGCGGGGGCGCUGUUGGCGCUGGCCGUGCUGGCCACCGUGGGAGGCAACCUGCUGGUCAUCGUGGCCAUCGCUCGGACGCCGAGACUCCAGACCAUGACCAACGUGUUCGUGACCUCGCUGGCCACAGCAGACCUGGUGGUGGGACUCCUGGUAGUGCCGCCGGGGGCCACCCUGGCGCUGACCGGCCACUGGCCCCUGGGCGCCACUGGUUGCGAGCUGUGGACCUCAGUGGACGUGCUGUGUGUGACGGCCAGCAUUGAAACCCUGUGCGCCCUGGCCGUGGACCGCUACCUGGCAGUGACGAACCCGCUGCGCUACGGCGCCCUGGUCACCAAACGGCGCGCCCGGGCAGCCGUGGUACUGGUGUGGGUCGUGUCAGCGGCGGUGUCGUUUGCGCCUAUCAUGAGCAAAUGGUGGCGCGUGGGAGCCGACGCCGAGGCGCAGCGCUGCCACUCCAAUCCGCACUGCUGCGCUUUCGCCUCCAACAUACCCUACGCGCUGCUCUCCUCCUCCGUCUCCUUCUACCUUCCGCUCUUUGUGAUGCUCUUCGUCUACGCGCGCGUUUUCGUCGUGGCUACGCGCCAGCUGCGCCUGCUGCGCGGAGAGCUGGGCCGCUUCCCACCAGGGGAGUCUCCGCCGGCCGCGUCUCGCUCUCUGUCCCCCGCCCCGGCGGGGCCGUGCGCUUCUCCCGCAGGGGUGCCCUCCUACGGUCGGCGGCCCGCGCGCCUUCUGCCUCUCCGGGAACACCGAGCCCUGCGCACCUUGGGUCUCAUCAUGGGGACCUUCUCUCUCUGCUGGUUGCCCUUCUUUGUAGCCAACGUGGUGCGCGCCCUCGGGGGCCCCUCUCUGGUUCCCAGCCCGGCUUUCCUGGCCCUUAACUGGCUAGGCUAUGCCAACUCCGCCUUUAACCCGCUCAUCUACUGCCGCAGCCCCGACUUUCGCAGCGCCUUUCGCCGCCUGCUGUGCCGCUGCCGGCGGGAGGAGCGCCACGCAGCAGCCUCCCGGGCUGGAGAAACCUCGGAUGCCCCUGCGGCGCUGACCAGGCCCGCAGAGUCGGGGCUUCCUGGGGGAAUUUCUUAGGUCCUGAACGACAAGAAACAACUCUGUUCAUCCAGAACUUUUGGAAAGCCUCUGGCCUCUGUUUAGAAUGAGCCCUGUGGAGUUUCCCAGCUGGAAAUCUCUGACCUCCAGAAACUGAACUUUUCUAAGCCCUGAACUUCACCACUACCUCAGCAGCUGAAGUAUCCAGCAGCCUGGAACAGCCGGACUAGCUUUGGUGGGACACCUGUCACCUUGCUCACUUCUGUGCUGUGUGCUUAGGGCAGAGACAGCACUCCUCCUUCCAUCCCUCCUGCUGCCUAGACCUGACGGACCACUCAGUGCUCCCCACGCUCGCUGCUUGCUCUGUGGCCUAAGCUGGGAGCAGGAAGCUAGCAAAGGUGCAGCUUUGGGGUUUUGUCCCUGACACAUCGCUAUGGAUCUCUAAGCACCGGCCUCCCCCACUUUGGACACAGGACAGCUCUGAUCUACCUCACAGCAGUGCCGGAAGGACUUCUUCAGGGUUUUUUUUUGGAGGGGGGGGGGGGGGGGGGUGAUGGCUCCGGGAUUCAUAGGAGGCCGAACCAUUAGAACAGAUCCCUUCUUUUCCUUUUAGCAUCAAAUGAAUAAAUAUUACU